UACAAAUCGAAACACGAAAACCAAAAGAUAACCUAAUACAUUCAACCGACAUCAUUGAAAAUACAAUUUAAAAAUAGCGACUACUUUAACAAGACAUAAAACAAGCUAUUUUCAUAACAAUAUCUAGAAAUGGCAGACGAUACUGAAAAUGUAGCUGUUAUGACCGUAAAAGAACCUUUGGAUUUGAUAAGGCUUAGCUUAGAUGAGAGAAUUUAUGUUAAAAUGCGUAAUGAACGAGAGCUCAGAGGCAAACUGCAUGCCUAUGAUCAACAUCUGAAUAUGGUAUUAGGAGAUGCCGAAGAAACUAUAACAACCGUUGAAAUCGACGAAGAAACAUACGAAGAAGUGUACAGAACUACAAAACGAACUAUUCCUAUGUUAUUUGUAAGAGGAGAUGGUGUCAUACUUGUUUCACCACCAGUACGUGUUAGUAUUUAAACUGAUAUCAUUUAAGUAUAAUAAAACUUUAACUAAUAAACCAUCUUUAUUUGUAAUAAAAUUCUUAUCUUCAGUUUUUGAUUCUUAAUCUACAAUUUUUUUUCAUUUUUUAUAUUUAUAAUUAAUUACGAAUUAGCACUUAAACCUCAUUCGU
Molecule: messenger RNA, 592 nt
Organism: Bombyx mori (domestic silkworm)
Lineage: Eukaryota; Metazoa; Arthropoda; Insecta; Lepidoptera; Bombycidae
Gene: LSm3
Product: LSM Sm-like protein family member
Biological process (GO): mRNA splicing, via spliceosome; P-body assembly
Cellular component (GO): U6 snRNP; precatalytic spliceosome; Lsm1-7-Pat1 complex
Molecular function (GO): RNA binding
Source: RefSeq, marked provisional